This is a messenger RNA of Ostrinia nubilalis (European corn borer), 6387 nucleotides long. RefSeq names its product MATH and LRR domain-containing protein PFE0570w-like. Bases 85 to 5826 code for a protein of 1913 amino acids. Lineage: Eukaryota; Metazoa; Arthropoda; Insecta; Lepidoptera; Crambidae. Gene Ontology annotation, molecular function: ATP binding; protein serine/threonine kinase activity. Gene Ontology annotation, biological process: protein phosphorylation; intracellular signal transduction. The record is from RefSeq and is a predicted model, not a curated record. The transcript is spliced from 7 exons. Gene Ontology annotation, cellular component: cytoplasm; nucleus.
AUGAAGAUCACUAUCAGCCCGCGAAAUAUUAGCAUAAUUUUUUUUAUCUAACUUACCGACUUCACCGUAGCAUUGCCUGGAUUUAUGUAUAAAAUGUCGAAUCCGCACAAUUCUAAGUACGUAGGUAGUUCUAACAUCAUUAUUGUGCCAACUGUGUCGUUCUGUGAACCGCCGCCCCCGAAAAAACAGAAACUUGAUGCCAACCAAGAACCCAGGGGCCAAACUAUACCUGUAGUCCCUAUAGCAAAUACUAGCAGUGUGCCAUUUGUCCCUAUGGAAAAUAAUAACAGUGUGCCGAUUUUCGCGGGGGAAAAUGUUCCCAACAAUAAGCCAGUACAAGUAACACAGUGUAUAAAUAUCACUGAAGACACCAGAAGAGAAUGUGAGCAAAGAAUUAUGAAGACGCUGAGCUGGGCUUCAAAUUACUUGCAAAGUAUUGGACAGUCGCAGUCCAAAGUUACGCAGCUCACAAAUUCAACAGUUCAGAAAAAAUAUGCCAAAGUUGAUGAAGAAAUUACCAGCAAAAAUGUUUCCAAGACAACAUUCAAAUAUGAUGAUGUAGUUAAGCCAACAAAAAAAUUACCAAGCUUGUCGAAUGUUGCGAGAACAACUACACCAUUGAAAUAUAAUUCUGUCGCUACUGGAAAUAACCAUGAAAUAAAACACCCUAUUGAAAUGAAUUUUUCCUACCAUAAACGAUCCACGGAUCUAGACAAUGAUAAAGUAAAGGCUCUUCACACAAAAAAUAAGUUAAACUCAUCAAAUACUGCCGAAAAAACUAAAACUCCUCUUCGCUUGAAAUUUCCUACUUCUUAUUCAAAAACACACGAAAAACAUAACCCGUAUGAAGAAAAGUAUGACGGAAAUUCAAGUUUAAAAAAUGUUGACAGAAAUAAUGCUGUAAAAAAAGUCAACUGCAUUUCCAUUUCUCAAUCAAAAAUACGCGAAAACAUCACCUACAAUAAAGAAAAACAUGACAAAGACAUACCCAAAAAUACAAAGUCAAUGCGCGAAGCAAUUUCUGUACAAAAAAGAUCUGCCGAUCGACAUGCUGACCGAAAAAAGGACUCCAAAGAAAGUAAACCUUCAACAUCAAAAAACGAAAAUCCAUACAAAUGGUAUGGACCUCACAUUAAAGAUGCCAUGGAGACCUCCAACAGAACUGAAAAUCGGUCUGAAAAACGGGCACAUACUUAUCGUAACAGUAGAUCACCAUCUCGCAGCAGAAGUGAAUUGAGAAAAGAAAAGGAUAAAUACAGUUCCAGUGAUUAUACUGUAAAACGUGAUAGAAAUCAUGAUAAUAGCAAAGAAAAAACGAAUCCAACCAAAAAACCCAAUAACGAAGAGCAUAUUAUAAUUAAUACAAAACCGUUAACAAAAUCUAAUCAAAAAUAUAUUAAUAAAACCUCCGAAAUGUCUAAUACAGCUGUUAAAAGUGUAGUUCAAGUAAAAAAUAACUAUGAUUUAAAUAGUCCUAAAAUUGUAUCUUUUCAUAGUAAUAAUGUUGAAGAUUUAAGAAGCAAGCUCAAAAGAAAACAUGAAAACAAUAAACGCGAAAACCUAAUCAUAACUGUACCAAACAACGAAAAGAAAGAUACCCCUAAACCGGUAAUUCCUGAAGAAUCUCCAAAAUUGCAAAAGAAGUCUAGGAAGUAUAAAAAAAUCAAAUUAGUUAUAAAUGUUAUCUGUGAAAACGGGUCCGAAUCCAGUGAAUCUGACAACGAGACUAAUAAUAAGGACAGUCAAGAAGUUAAUGAAGAUAUUAUAUCUUUUCUUGAUGACUUUAACGUCGAUGAUAUUGUAGACUCUUUGAAUGAUGAGGAGAAUAAAGUUAAUGUUAAAAACCCUUCAAAAGAGGAAUGUUUGGAAGACACUGAACACGAUACUGUUAAAGAAUCUAUAAUAAACGAACAGGAACUGAAAGCGAAGGACGAUUUAAAUAUGCACAAAAGAUUCUACACCAAAUCACCACAAGUCAAAUUAGAAUUGGAACUAAAUCGAAACUCGCAAGAAAUUGAAGAUUAUGUUAAUGAUAAAAAAUAUCGGUCUUUAGAAUUAACUAAGGAUGAGAAUCAAACUUCGAACAAAAUUCAUGAUUCUGGUACAUUCCAAAAUAAAAAUAAAGUCGGUUUGAUAGAGAUCAAAUCUAGGAUAUCAGAUACCAAUUCAACCAUGUACACCCGCUCAUUUAAAUGUGGCCAGAAUGUGGCAGACAGAAAUGUGACUGUACCAGACAUAAUUGUAAAAGAACAACACGCAUGUUCAACACAAAUAGGCAGCGAUGAAACCAAACAUAACAUUAAUUCUAUUACCAAACCAGUCUCUACUUCAAAUAAGGAAACAAAUCUAACUAAAAACGAAAAAAGUUGGGCCAAACUAGACUCUAGUCAAGCAAUUAUCAGAUCAAUUGAAACUGGCAACAAUACAACUAAACAAGACGCCAGUGAAACUAUAAUAGACAUCAAUUCAACCAAAAUUGUUAACAAUUAUAAACUGGAUAAUUGUUCAGCUAAUCAGAACACUAACCAAACCAAAAUAAAUUAUUACCCAACGAAACUAGAUGCCGAUCGAAUUAAACAAGAUACUGAUUCCACUAAACUGAUACCUAUUCAUACUCAACUGAACUCUAAUCCUGUUAAAUUCGACAACAAUUCAAAUAAACUGGACACCAGUCAAAACAAACAAGACAAUUAUCUGACUAAACAGAGUACAGAUAUAAAUACCUUGGGUUCUAGUCAAAGCAACAGUUUAAGUAAUGUACCAGGACGUCAUAAUAUUUUUUCUGCCAUUGAUGCCAUUGUAAGCAGUAACCAAAGCAAACUGGUCAGCAAUUCAACUAAACCAGACAUCAUUCCAAACAAACGGGGCUCUAAUCAAAGCAAAGUGGAUAAAAAUGUUACUGAAAUAGACACCAGUAUAAACAUACUAGAUAACUUUUCCACAAAAGUGGCUACUAAGCAAUCUAAAGAGGAUAGUAAGUCAACUGAACUUAUUGCCCCAAGUGAACAGGGCACUGGUUCAAAUAAACUUAACUCAGAUCUAACUAAAAUAGACUACCCUAAGUCAAAGCUGGAUAAUAAUCGUACUAAACCAGUCAGUAAUUCAACUGAAGCAGGCAAUGAUCUAAUUACUACUAAUGUAGUACUAGACCCCAUUGCAACUCAAAUAAACAUAAUAAAAAAUACACAAGAUAUCAGUUCUAAAGUGGGCGCUCAACCAAUUGAACAGGGCACUAGUAAAACUGAAGUGGAAUACGGUGCAAAUAAAGUAGACACUAAUUCAAAUGAACUGACUACUACGUCAACCAAGCUAGGCUCCAAUCAACUGGACAGCAAUCUUACUGAACUAGACAUCAUUACAAAUAAAUUGGAUUCUUGUACAAGUCCAAAUAAACUGGCUACUGAUUCAACUGAACUGAACAAAGAUAUCGAUAUAAAUAAAUAUGAUACUACACCAAAUAAACUUAGCACCAGUCAAACUGAACUGAACACCAUUCUAAAUAUACUAAAAAUUGAUCCAACGAAAGUCAGUACCAUCCCGAUCAAUAAAACUACAUCUGAAGUCGCCAAUAUUACUACUAUUAGCGAUAAAGGCAAAACAUUCGAAAACGAGACAAAAGAAGUUGUUACUAUAGACUUGACAGUAGUAGAAUCCGAGAAUGAGCCUAACAACACAUCUUCAAGUAAUCAUAUCGUACAAACCCCAUUAACACAACCAGAAUCAGAAAAGCAGCAUACGAUUGCGAAGUCUGCAAGCGACGAUGUCAUUGACUUAACAUUGUCGCCAAAGUCAUCAGAAAUAAAAAAUGUAGAAAGGCCUACAAAAGAGACUUCAGUUCCGAUGCAUAAAGAUGAAGAAAAGUCAUCAAAUCAUAAAAAUACUAAAUCAUGUGAAGAUACUUCAGAAAUGAUAAAUAACGCAGAAAACCUUUCAAUCGAUAUAGAAAUGAUUAGCAAGGAGCAUGAAAAUAAAGAAACAAUAGCAGAUGAAAAUUCGAUUAAUAUUAAUGACGUGAUAUCUAUUGAAGAGGGUUCAGAAAUGAGUAAUAAAAACUCUUUAAUUAAUAUUGGUAUAGUAUGCAAAGAACAUGAAAAUAACGAAACAAUAGCAAUGGAAAAUUCGAUUGAUGUUGAUUUGUCGACUGAAACCGAAGAGGUUUCUUCUAAUAACAUCAUACCAACAAAAGAACAGCCUAUCGAAUCCAACCAAAAAUUGGCUAAAACAGAAGAAACGCUGACGACAAAAUAUUCACCUGAACUGCAGCUUAAAGAAGAAUGUAAUAAUUCACAAAAUAAUAUAGAAAUCAGUAAUAUCACAUAUGAAAAGGAAUCUACUGGAAACAACAUUACUAAACAAACAACAGAAGUAUCACAAGAUCUACAAGUACAUGAGGUCAAUGAAAAAUUAGAAAAAAAUGAUAUAAUCUUGACUGCAUUACAUCUUGCGUGUGAACAAGUCAACAGUAUUGCUGAUAAAACUUCGAAUAAUUCAGGGACAAAAGGUACUGACCUAAAUGUGAAUGAGAAUGACGUAGUGAGCUUGAACGACGAAAAUUUAACAAGUUACAACUCCGAGACAAGUGAUGCGGAUAAAACACCAAGUGCUGGAAGUCCUGAAUGUUUAAAACUUAAAAUGAUUACAAAUAAAAAUGAUGCACCUGUUAAGUUAAUGGAAGUUGUGCCGGAGGUUAAGACAACUUUAAUAAAACAAGAUAUGGUCCAUAACGAAAAAAACAAAAGCGAAUCCUCUAAACAACCACAAACUGCAGUUACUAAAUUAUAUUUGAGAGGAACAGAACUACUAAAAGCGCUGGAAUUCCGACUGACAAAAAAUUUAAAAACAAAAAUUACCAUUGAAUCGUUGAUACAUCAUGGCCGAUUUUCUAAAGUAUACCGAUGCAAAGCUGAAAAUGGGCGAAAUUAUGCUUUGAAAGUUCUGAAUAAGGGCAAGAGAAUGACAGGCUGCCCAAUAGGACAAAUGCUGAAAACCAUCCAAGCGGAUAUACCAAAAAAAAAUUAUCAUAUCAUCUUCCUAGUAGAUGGAUUCACAAUGGCGGAGCACUCGUGUUACGUAAUGGACUUUUUCCCUAAAAACAUCAAGGAAGUGAUGAAUGAACGUAAAAAAUGUUUUCACAUCGAUGUCGUUCAAAUGCUUACAAGACAAUUAGUAUCAGCAGUAUUAAUAUUACGGAAUCAUAACAUCUUACAUUUAGAUAUAAAACCAGCUCAUAUUCUCAUAAAUGCUAACAAUGACCGAGUGAAGCUCGCUGGAUUUGAUCAAGCUCAGUAUUUGGAAGGUCACACUGUUCUGCCAGGAGUAGGCACAGCGAAUUAUCGAGCCCCUGAAGCGAUAUUGGGAUUUCCAUACUUCGGAAAGGUGGACGUGUGGUCUACUGCUCUAGUCAUUUAUGAAAUGUGUACCAACAGCCAGCUAUUCCCGGGCCAGUACAAUAACGAUAUUCUGUAUAAGCAGAUGUGUAUACUUGGUAACAUCCCAAACGAUAUGUUGGUCCAAUGUGUUUUCACAAACAAACACUACCGCGGCCAAUUUUUUGCCAGGAGAUAUGGUCCUGCUUGGGAGCAAUGUGAAUUGAUAGCCAGAUUCAGGAAGAGUAACAGGAUCUCCUCUUCUUUAUUUGAAGCAUAUUAUAGGGACUGGGGACAAAAACUGACCAGAAGGCAAAGGUCUGAUGAUUCAGCGAAAUUACGUAUUCUUCGUGAUUUACUUCAAGAAAUGUUGCAUCUGAAUCCAACAACCCGUAUGCCGAUAGAAUUCGUGUACACCAAUGCUUUUAUUUAUGAAACUUUCAACCUUGAUGUGUAUUAAAAAUUUAUAUUUAUGUGUAGUAUUUAAGAUUACCCGCUGCAUUGAGUAUUAUAAGUUUCGAUCCCUGUCUCAGCGACUUUUUGAUAAUAAACGUUUUGACAAGGAUGUGUACUCACCAACUCUAUGCAGCAAAGUAAAAUGAUUGUGGAAAAUGUCAUCUAUUUUAUCUUUUAUUUGUUAUUAAUUUAGUUGCUUAGUUAAAGUAGACAAUACAGCAUGAAUGAUUGAUUUAACCAAUGAUUUAUUAGUACUAGUUAGACGAUUAUAAUUAUAAAGAAAAACGAGUCAAUUAUUAGAUUACGAUCAAUCGCGCAUGCUGUGUCUAAAUACUUCGUUAAUUUUAAGUUUACAGAGUUCCUAACUUGCGUUUAUGAUUAUUGAAAGAAAUAUUUGUUUAGUUUUAAGAGUUUAUAGCAUUUUUUCUUAAAUUACCAGUUAUGUUGUCUUAAAUUAAGUUGUUUAUGUUAAUUAGUGUAUAGCAUCCGACGAAAUUUACUAAACUUCUGUUCAGACUUAUCUACCAGUAUUAUAAUAUAAGAACCAGUAGCGCAUAAGCAUUGA